CUCCUAGCUGAGUCCUGCCCUUUGCGUGCUGAGCUCUGGCUGGGUCACUUUCACUACCAUGGAAUCCACGUUUAUUAGUUGACAUUAAAUCCACCUCCUUCUCUCCGCAUCCAUCUAGGGUCUAUUUACCAUCUUUUUUAUUUCAUUGAUUUUUUUUUUUUUUUUUGCUGUGAGCCCAAGGUGACAGGAGGACACCAUGAAGCUGAUAGUAGGAAUUGGCGGUGUUACCAAUGGUGGAAAAACUACACUAACCAACAGGCUUAUUUCAUCAUUGCCUAAUUGCUGUGUUGUACAUCAAGAUGAUUUCUUUAAGCCCCAAGACGAGAUUGCAGUUGAAGAUGGAUUUAAGCAGUAUGAUGUUAUCACUGCCUUGGAUAUGGACUCAAUGAUUGACACGAUUGACGCUUGGAUAAAAAAUCCAGUAAAGUUUGAACGCUCUCACGGCAUUAACAAUGUUUUGGACAGUGAGGAACCACAUCAACAUCAGGAAGAGGAUAACCAUAUCCUUAUAGUGGAAGGCUUCCUUCUCUAUACCUACAGACCACUAAUCGAUAUGUUCACCCAUCGCUACUUUCUUUCAAUACCCUACGAUGAAUGCAAGGCAAGAAGGAGUUCUAGAAACUACACUGUUCCAGAUCCACCAGGACUUUUUGAUGGACAUGUUUGGCCGAUGUACAUUAAGCACAAGAACAUAAUGGAAGAGUUAAACGUUACUGUUGAACAACUGGAUGGAACAAAUACAAAAGAAGAAUUGUUCAACAGAGUGUAUGGAGACAUACUUAACAUGAUCAACUGCAAGGAAUAAAUUGAAGAUGUUGCCGUUUUUACCAAGAAGAUGCCUUUUUAACUUAUAUAUUUGUAUUGCACAUGCUUCAUCUGCUGCAAUUUUUUAAAAAAUACUGAAAUGCAUUUUAAUAUAAAAUCUUUUAAGAAGCUGCUGUAAAUUAGAAGCACUCCAUCCGAAUAAACGAUUACUUGAAUCACA
Molecule: messenger RNA, 985 nt
Organism: Pelobates fuscus (common spadefoot toad)
Lineage: Eukaryota; Metazoa; Chordata; Amphibia; Anura; Pelobatidae
Product: nicotinamide riboside kinase 2-like
Exons: 8
Coding region: 197-805 (202 amino acids)
Cellular component (GO): cytoplasm
Molecular function (GO): ribosylnicotinamide kinase activity
Source: RefSeq, a predicted model, not a curated record